AUGGAGUGCCCAAAUCAAACAGCCCCAAAUGCGUUUAUCCUCUCUGGGUUUCCUUAUCCACAAGAGCUCAAGCUGCCCUUGCUUUUCUUCUUCUCAAUCAUGUUUGCACUCACCCUUUCUGGAAACUCUCUGAUCAUCUUGGCAGUCAUCUCUGACCUUCAACUGCACAAGCCCAUGUACUGGUUCCUGUGUCAUCUCUCCAUCCUGGACAUGGCCUUCUCAGCUGUGGUAGUUCCCAAAGUUAUUGUGGGAUUCAAUUCCAAAGGAAAGAUCAUUUCUUUCCCAGGGUGUGUGACUCAGAUAUUUUUUUUGAACUUCUUAGGAUGUGCAGAAAGCCUUCUCUACACCUUGAUGGCCUAUGACCGCUUCUUGGCCAUCUGUAAACCACUCCACUAUGGCAACAUCAUGAGCUGGAAAGUUUGCCUCAUCCUCUCCUUGGGUACCAUCAUUGGGGGCUGCCUCAACUCCACAUUUCAGACAUCUCUCACCUUUCAUUUGCCUUAUGGACAGAGAAACUAUAUUGAUUAUGUCUUCUGUGACAUUCCUGCCAUUUUGAAGCUGGCUUGUGCUGACACAAAGCUCAAUGAGUUGAUGAUCUUCAUUGACAUUGGCCUUGUAGCAAUGACUUGCUUUCUCCUUAUCCUAGCAUCUUAUGCUUACAUCAUCACAGCUAUUUUGAGGAUUAACAGCAGUGAGGGGCGGCACCGAGCUUUCUCAACUUGCACUGCCCAUGUUACUGUGGUAGUCAUAUAUUACCUUCCUGUGGUGUAUCAUUAUCUGAGGCCAGCUUCUCAGGGCUCCAUGGAUGGUGUGGUGAGCAUGUUCUACACCACAAUCACCCCUUUGUUGAACCCAGUGAUAUACACACUUAGGAACAAAGAGAUGAAGACUGCUCUGCUGAAAUUGUGGGGUCAGAAUCCAGAGUAG
Molecule: messenger RNA, 927 nt
Organism: Candoia aspera
Lineage: Eukaryota; Metazoa; Chordata; Lepidosauria; Squamata; Candoiidae
Product: olfactory receptor 10G6-like
Exons: 1
Coding region: 1-927 (308 amino acids)
Biological process (GO): G protein-coupled receptor signaling pathway
Cellular component (GO): membrane
Molecular function (GO): G protein-coupled receptor activity; olfactory receptor activity
Source: RefSeq, a predicted model, not a curated record